AUGCUAAUCAUCCUGUGUUUGAGGACACAAGUGCGUUUAGGUGAAGUAAAAAGUGAAACUGAUUUAAAAAUCUAUCUAUCUAUCUAUCUAUCUAUCUAUCUAUCUAUCUAUCAUACACGAUUCAAAUCUAUCGUCCUCAAUUCCCAUCUAUCUAUCUAUCUAUCUAUCUAUCUAUCUAUCUAUCAUACACUAUUCAAAUCUAUCUUCCUCAAUUCCAAUCUAUCUAUCUAUCUAUCUAUCUAUCUAUCAUACACUAUUCAAAUCUAUCUUCCUCAAUUCCCAUCUAUCUAUCUAUCUAUCUAUCUAUCUAUCUAUCUAUCUAUCUAUCUAUCUAUCAUACACUAUUCAAAUCUAUCUUCCUCAAUUCCCAUCUAUCUAUCUAUCAUACACUAUUCAAAUAUAUCUUCCUCAAUUCCCAUCUAUGUAUCUAUCAUACACUAUUCAAAUCUAUUUUACUCAAUUCCCAUCUAUCUAUCUAUCUAUCUAUCUAUCUAUCUAUCUAUCUAUCUAUAUAUAUAUAUAUAUAUCUAUCUAUCUAUCUAUCAUACUCUAUUCAAAUCUAUCUUCCUCAAUUCCCAUCUAUCUAUCAUACACUAUUCAAUUCUAUUUUACUCAGUUCAUAUCUAUUUUAAUCUAUCUUACACAGUUCAAUUCUAUCUUCUUCACAUCUAUCUAUCUAUCUAUCUAUCUAUCUAUCUAUCUAUCUUACACUAUUCAAAUCUACCUUCCUCAGUUCAUAUCUAUCUAUCUAUCUAUCUAUCUAUCUAUCUAUCUAUCUAUCUAUCUAUCAACCCUUUCAUCAACACUCCAACGAACAACAAAGGCUGUCAACAGAGAGAUACGACGAUAUGUGGCCUGUCAGGCUAUCUUCUCAAUAUGAAGCAAGGGCUCAGAGCUAGAGACUUGGGAAAACGACAUCUACGUAGAACCGGAGAUCACUUAGCCGGGAAUUUUUUCUCCCGUAGUGACACUGGAAAAAUACUAACUUGCUUCGUGCUGGCUUCGUUCGCCAUCGGCGGACCCCCAAUAGCCGACAUUUUUCGUUUGAGAUGCCGUGCCAAAAUACGCACUCACACACCCACACAUAGAAAUGGAUCUAUCUAUCUAUCUAUCUAUCUAUCUAUCUAUCUAUCUAUCUAUCUAUCUAUCUAA
This is a messenger RNA of Acanthosepion pharaonis, 1152 nucleotides long. Lineage: Eukaryota; Metazoa; Mollusca; Cephalopoda; Sepiida; Sepiidae. The record is from the annotation of a GenBank genome assembly.